Musa acuminata AAA Group (dessert banana) is the source of this 1282-nucleotide messenger RNA. RefSeq lists its product as uncharacterized. NCBI's taxonomy places the organism in Eukaryota, Viridiplantae, Streptophyta, Magnoliopsida, Zingiberales, Musaceae. Gene Ontology annotation, molecular function: nitronate monooxygenase activity. Bases 117 to 1115 code for a protein of 332 amino acids. The transcript is spliced from 6 exons. The record is from RefSeq and is a predicted model, not a curated record.
GGCUGCUGACAUCGUUGCUUACGUUCACCCUUCCAUCGCCGUCUCCAACCCUAAUAGCUGCUCACAAUGUCACGUCUCCUCUCGUGUUUGCCGUUCUCCGACGCACGCUGGUUUCGAUGGGGUGGAAAGGCAUACUCGGCUUCGAUUACGGCGUCGUGCAGGGACCCCUCGGCCCCGACGUCUCCGGUCCGGAACUCGUAGCUGCCGUCGCUAACGCCGGGGCCAUCGGUAUCCUCCGAGCCCCCGAUUGGGAGGCACCUGACCAUCUAAGGGAGUUGAUACGGGAAACUAGAGCCCUGACAGACAAACAAUUUGGUGUUGGCAUUGUUCUAUCAUUUCCACACAAAGAAAAUUUGAAAGCUGUGUUGGAUGAAAAGGUUGCAGUAUUGCAAGUUUCAUGGGGAGACUUCCCAAAAGAGCUUGUUUCUGAAGCUCAUCGUGCAGGUGUCAAGGUCAUUCACCAAGUUGGUUGCAUUGAAGAUGCCAAGAAAGCCAAGUGUGCUGGUGUGGAUGCAAUUGUUGUUCAAGGUCAUGAAGCAGGUGGACAUGUACUUGGUCAGGAUGGAUUGAUCUCUUUAUUGCCGAGAGUAGUGGACUUGGUGUCAGAUUGUGAUAUUCCAGUCAUUGCUGCAGGUGGCAUUGUAGAUGCACGUGGUUAUGUAGCUGCACUGGUUCUUGGUGCUCGAGGUGUCUGCCUUGGAACUAGGUUUCUUGCUACUCUUGAAAGCUUUGCACACCCUCAUUAUAAGCAAAAGCUGAUUGAAUCUGACAAAACAGAGUUUACAAAUAUAUUUGGCCGUUCAAGAUGGCCCGGUGCACCACAACGUGUGCUACAAACACCUUUUUUCAAUGAAUGGAGGCAUCUACCAGAACACGAAAAUGAGGAAAAUCAACCUGUCAUUGGUCUCUCAACAAUUCAUGGUGUGCCAAAGGAGAUACGUCGGUUCGCUGGUACUGUUCCAAAUCCGACAACAACGGGUAAUGUUGAUUGCAUGGCCAUGUAUGCUGGUGAAGGUGUUGGUCUCAUCAAGGAAAUCCUGCCUGCUGGUGAAGUGGUGAAGUCAUUAGUCGAGGAAGCACAAUACAUCAUUCAGCAGAAGUUUUCUCAUGGUUAAAUCCAAGCAACUCGGAGGAGUGUUGUUUGCACCUCCUGUCUUAAGUUCUGAUACCGAUCUGUUUUGUGGGUAUCUUCCCACAUCAUAAUGUUAGUGCAUGAGGAUCCUGAUUACAAUAUUUGUUUGUCUAAAAUAUUAUCAAAGCUUUUUUGGCGUAACGCUUUUAA